Molecule: messenger RNA, 2619 nt
Organism: Sabethes cyaneus
Lineage: Eukaryota; Metazoa; Arthropoda; Insecta; Diptera; Culicidae
Product: neuronal acetylcholine receptor subunit alpha-7-like
Exons: 12
Coding region: 1-1797 (598 amino acids)
Biological process (GO): monoatomic ion transmembrane transport; signal transduction; chemical synaptic transmission
Cellular component (GO): postsynaptic membrane; neuron projection; synapse
Molecular function (GO): acetylcholine-gated monoatomic cation-selective channel activity; transmembrane signaling receptor activity
Source: RefSeq, a predicted model, not a curated record
AUGGAGCUGGUCACGACGACCGCCACCUUAGCACUGAUGCUGACGCUGGUGGCACUGAUGCUGCUGCUGCCGUAUCACGGCGUUGCAGCCGCUAUUACGGCCGAUUUGUCUGCCUUGGCAGGCAGCAGCAGUAGCUUGAGUGUGCUGUACCGGUUCAGUGCUCUCGCCAGCCGGAGGCUCCUGCUGGGUUUACCGUCGGCGAUGCUUACGCUCGGAAUCAGCUGGAUGCUGGUGCCGUUACCAGUUGUUCAAGCCGGAUACCAUGAAAAGCGGCUGCUGCAUCAUCUAUUGGAUAACUACAACGUGCUGGAACGCCCGGUCGUCAACGAGUCUGACCCGCUACAGCUCAGCUUCGGUCUGACGUUGAUGCAGAUCAUCGAUGUGGACGAGAAAAAUCAGCUGCUGAUUACCAACAUUUGGCUGAAAUUGGAAUGGAACGACAUGAACGUCCGGUGGAACUCGACCGAGUACGGUGGCGUACGGGAUUUGCGGAUACCACCACAUCGACUUUGGAAGCCGGAUGUGCUGAUGUACAACAGCGCCGAUGAAGGCUUCGACGGAACUUAUCCAACCAAUGUGGUGGUCCGAAAUAACGGUUCCUGUCUGUACGUGCCGCCAGGUAUUUUCAAGUCCACCUGCAAGAUCGACAUCACCUGGUUCCCGUUCGACGAUCAACGGUGCGAGAUGAAGUUCGGCUCCUGGACGUACGAUGGCUUUCAGCUAGAUUUGCAGCUGCAAGACGAGUCCGGUGGCGAUAUCAGCAGUUUUAUAACAAACGGCGAGUGGGAGCUACUGGGAGUCCCCGGGAAACGAAAUGAAAUCUACUACAACUGCUGCCCCGAGCCUUAUAUCGACAUCACGUUUGCCAUUCUGAUCCGGCGGAAGACGUUGUACUACUUCUUCAACCUGAUCGUACCGUGCGUGCUGAUCGCUUCGAUGGCCCUGCUCGGAUUCACACUGCCACCGGAUUCCGGCGAAAAACUGUCCCUCGGAGUCACCAUUCUGCUGUCACUUACUGUCUUCCUUAACAUGGUGGCGGAAACCAUGCCGGCCACUUCGGACGCCGUGCCUCUGCUAGGAACGUACUUCAAUUGCAUCAUGUUCAUGGUAGCCUCAUCGGUUGUGUCCACGAUUCUGAUUCUGAACUAUCAUCAUCGAAAUGCUGACACACACGAGAUGUCAGAUUGGAUCAGGGUAGUAUUUCUUUCUUGGCUGCCAUGCAUCCUUCGAAUGAGUCGGCCCGGAGAGCCGUUUCCACACCCAUGUCGCCAGUCAGUAGACGAAAAAAAUAAACAAUUGCAGGAAGUGGAAAUGCGCGAAAGGUCUUCCAAAUCAUUAUUAGCUAACGUACUGGAUAUCGAUGAUGAUUUCCGUUGCAACCAUCGGUGCAGCACACUGCCCCACAAUCCUACCUAUUACCGGACAAUGUACCGGCAGGGAGACGACGGUAGCGUUGGCGUGCUAACCGGAGGUGGAGGCGUAGGCGGAACGGAUACCAUCGGUCGCAGUGGCGGACUUGGCACAAUUAGUGCUGCCACCGGUGGCCGCUUGCACGAAACCGUAUCCUCGCACACCUGCCUAAGCUCGUCGGCCGAAUACGAACUGGCAUUAAUACUGAAGGAACUUCGGUACAUCACCGAUCAGCUUCGGAAGGAGGACGAAAAUGGUGAAGUGACCCGGGACUGGAAGUUUGCCGCCAUGGUGGUCGACCGUUUGUGCCUUAUCAUCUUUACCCUGUUCACGAUCAUCGCGACGCUGGCUGUAUUAUUUUCAGCGCCUCAUUUUAUCGUUUCAUAACAACCAUCAUCACCAACAACCGCAGCCACAGCAGCACCAGCUACGACAACAACAACAACAACAACAUCAACAACUGCAACCCACUCAUCCUACCCGACGACAACGCCGUCAACAAAUCAAGGACAUGCCGACGGCAAUGUUGAUCUUGAGAUCAUUGGAAUUCUUCAUCCAAGCAAUGCAUCCACAGCGGAUGAUCCAACCUCGUGGAUACUUAUCGGAGGAACGCUGGCCGUGGUGGUCCUGGUUGCAGCCCUGGCAUCACUCACCCUCUUGCUGGCGGCUCUGGUGCUGCUGGGCAAUGGGACGCUCAUUCAACUGUUUGCGGUGACUGAUUAUAAGUUAAGAAAGUACGUUCAUAUUUUCGUGAAAAGUUUUAAAUUGAUAAACGAUGCGUAAGAGAAACAUAACUCGUGCAAACGAUAACGACUCGACAGUAAAAGCAGUAAUCACUCCGCUUAGCGGUGAUAGGUAAAUCAUGGUAGACAUCCAAUGAGAUCGGUUUUUUAAUGAAACGAAUAGUUUCCUCGGUAAUGUAGUAGCAAGGGUAGUUUUUCGUCUACUUUUUAAAUUUUUCCCUUUUAUAAGUGAUUUAGAAGAAAUGUCUGCCAGUGAAGAUCUAUCCUGGCAUUGCACAUUGAACCUUUUUAGAUAAGUUGACUUCGAACUACUAUUAUUCGCGUUAGGGCGAUGAAAUGUAGCGAAUUACUUGAAUUCAAUCCGGUUUCUAUAUUUACAUCAGAACUAACAUUGCAAACAUGUACAUAACUGAUAGAUUUUAUUAGACCACACUAGGCACAGUUCGGCGUCUGGAGUUACAACUAU